CACAAUCAGAGGCAAUGAUUGGGCAGAGAGCUCCCUCUGGUGGAGAAGAGUGGAAAAACAGUCUGCUGGACCCAAAAUGGCGGAUGGAGGCAGACAGCAGCGCGAGGAGAAGCUUUAAUCCACCGAACCGAACCGGAGCGGAGCGGGUUCUAAAGGAAGCGGCCAUGUUGUGACGGGAGGAAGAGGAGAUGGCAGCGGAGCUUUUCUCCACCAGCCUUCCACACGGCGGGGAGGAGGAAGAGGAGGAGACCAAGAAAAACUUCAUCCAGCUGAGCGAGCCGGAGGAGUCCGAGCGCAACGAGGAGCGGAGCGCCGCUCGCACAAACGACCAGGGAGAAAACCAGGAGGAUGGAGCGGAGAGACGCAGCUGGCAGGGAGCCCACCCCACCCUGAGGGAGAGGAACGCUCUGAUGUUCAACAACGAGCACAUGGCUGACAUUCACUUCAUCGUGGGUCCGCCAGGAGAGACGCAGACAGUCCCGGCUCAUAAGUACGUCCUGGCGGUCGGCAGCUCCGUGUUCGGAGCCAUGUUCUAUGGAGACCUGGCUGAGGGACAAUCUGAGAUCCACAUCCCCGACGUGGAACCAGCUGCUUUCCUCACCUUGUUAAAGUACAUGUACAGCGACGAGGUGGAGCUGGACGCCGACACGGUGCUGGCCACCCUCUACGCUGCCAAGAAGUACAUCGUUCCAGCCGUGGCGAAGGCGUGCGUCGGCUUCCUGGAGACGAGCCUGGAGGCGAAGAACGCCUGCGUGCUGCUGUCCCAGAGCCGGCUGUUUGAGGAGGCGGAGCUUACGCAGCGCUGCUGGGAGGUGAUCGACGCUCAGGCGGAACUGGCGCUGCGGUCGGAAGGGUUCUGCGAGAUCGACCGGCCCACGCUGGAGAUAGUUUUGCAGAGGGAGACCCUCAACAUCCGUGAGAACGCGGUUUUCCAGGCGGCGCUGAGCUGGGCGGCGGCGGAGUGUCGGCGGCAGGGCCUGGCGGCGACCCCUCGGAACCAGCGGACUGUUCUUGGGAAGGCUCUGUACCUGAUCCGGAUCCCCUCCAUGUCUCUGCAGGAGUUUGCAGACGGACCGGCCCAAUCGGACGUGCUGACGCUGACAGAGACCCACAAUAUCUUCCUGUGGUACACGGCCGCCAACAAACCGCAACUGGACUUCCCUGUGGGCAAACGGGUCGGCCUGGCGGCGCAGAGGUGCCACCGCUUCCAGGCCUCCGCCUACCGCAGCAACCAGUGGCGCUACAGGGGGCGCUGCGACAGCAUCCAGUUCGCAGUGGACCGCAGGAUCUUCAUGGCGGGGCUGGGCCUGUACGGAUCGAGCGGCGGGAAGGCCGAGUACAGCGUGAGGAUCGAGCUAAAGAGGCAGGGGACCCUGCUGGCCCAGAACCUCACCAAGUUUCUGUCCGACGGAUCCAGCAGCACCUUCCCCGUCUGGUUUGAACAUCCGGUCCAGGUGGAGCAGGACACCUUCUACACGGUCAGCGCCGUCCUGGACGGGAACGAGCUCAGCUACUUUGGACAGGAGGGAAUGACGGAGGUGCAAUGUGGGAAGGUGACCUUCCAGUUUCAGUGCUCCUCAGACAGUACCAACGGCACCGGAGUGCAGGGGGGGCAGAUCCCAGAACUGAUCUUUUACUGCUGAAGGCCUGGAAGUCUGGCUCUGAUGCGUCUGAUGAUGAUAGAUGGUGGUUAUAGUUCUAAUAGACUUCGUGCUUCUGAGAGGUUUCAAUCAAUAAAUUUUGCUGACUUUAAAUAAA
Molecule: messenger RNA, 1758 nt
Organism: Cyprinodon tularosa
Lineage: Eukaryota; Metazoa; Chordata; Actinopteri; Cyprinodontiformes; Cyprinodontidae
Product: BTB/POZ domain-containing protein 6-B-like
Exons: 5
Coding region: 189-1643 (484 amino acids)
Biological process (GO): neurogenesis
Cellular component (GO): cytosol
Molecular function (GO): protein binding
Source: RefSeq, a predicted model, not a curated record